GAGAGGCGUGGCCAGACUGGGACGUUGUCUAUGUGCGUGCGCGUUUUAAUCAGCUUCGCUCUUUGAUAGAACCACAAAAGAGUCUCUUGCUCUCGACGGUUAUGGCACAAUUUGGUGCACCGGACCGCAGCGUCGGGGAGGGUGAUAACUGCAACAGUGGACCAGCUAGAUCGAAACGGAGCGAGUUGACGCGUGUUGCAUUUAUGGGACAUAAAAAAAAUCAGGAAGCAGCACUUCUUGGCAAGGGCCAACAGCCGACUCCACCGAUGAGGCCCCAAGAAACCCUCACAGAGGAGUGACUCCAACCCUGGCAAAAGAUCCCCGCCGAGGCCUCCCUUUGCCGUCAGGAUCUGCUCCGGCGGGAAUCGUUUCUUCCUGCCGUGGCCCCGGGAUCAUUCAAAACUGUUUCUCCAACGCUUGCACCAGAAACUUAGACUGUUUUCCAAAGCAGAGGCGGCCCAUCCCACCCAGGCCGAAAGGAUGGGGAGCGUACGAAGCCACCGCUACAGCAUUGUGUCCUCCGAAGAGGACGGCAUGAAGCUGGCCAACAUCGCCGUGCCCAACGGCUACGGCAACGGCGACGUCAACAAGGCCGAGCACCAGCGCCAGAGCCGCUUCGUGCGCAAAGACGGCCACUGCAACGUGCACUUUAUCAACAUGAGCGAGAAGGGCCAGCGCUACCUGGCGGAUAUCUUCACCACCUGCGUGGACAUCCGCUGGCGUUGGAUGCUUCUCGUCUUCUGCCUAUCCUUCCUGCUCUCGUGGUUAUUCUUUGGCCUGGUCUUCUGGCUGGUGGCGCUCUCCUACGGCGACCUGGAGGCAGAGAAGCAGAUGUGCGUCUCCAACGUGGACAGCUUCACGGCUGCCUUCCUGUUCUCCGUGGAGACCCAGACCACCAUCGGCUACGGCUACCGCUACGUGACCGAGGACUGUCCCGUCGCCGUGUUCAUGGUGGUCUUCCAAAGCAUCGUGGGUUGCAUCAUCGAUGCCUUCAUCAUCGGCGCAGUCAUGGCCAAGAUGGCCAAGCCCAAAAAACGGAAUGAAACUUUGGUGUUCAGCCACUACGCCACAGUGGCGAUGAGGGACGGCAAACUGUGCCUCAUGUGGCGCGUGGGCAACCUGAGGAAAAGCCACCUCGUGGAGGCUCACGUCAGGGCACAGCUCCUCAAGUCGCGGACGACGGUGGAAGGUGAGUUCAUCCCUCUGGACCAGGUGGACAUCGAUGUUGGCUUCGACAGCGGCAUCGACAGAAUCUUCUUGGUGUCUCCCAUCACCAUCGUCCACGAAAUCGAUGAGGACAGCCCCUUCUACGAGAUGAACAAGCAGAGGCUGGAGAUGUCCGAGUUUGAGAUCGUGGUGAUCUUGGAGGGCAUGGUGGAGGCCACGGCCAUGACCACUCAGUGCCGCAGCUCCUACGUGGCCAGCGAGAUCCUCUGGGGCCACCGCUUCGAGCCGGUGCUCUUCGAAGACAAGAACUUCUACAAAGUGGACUACUCGCGCUUUGACAACACCUACGAGGUUUCCGGCACGCCGCACUGUAGCGCAAGAGAGUUGGCAGAGAAGACAUCCAACGCCUGCAGCCCCAGGAACUCUUUUUGUUAUGAGAAUGAGGUGGCUCUGGAAAAGAUCGAGCUGGAGGAGGAAUUGGAGGAGGCGGCGGCGGAUCACGGCGCGACGAGGGACGCCGAGAAUUGCCCGCCCGAAGACGACAACGCGGGCUCAGACUUUGAACAGAAUCUGGACUCUCUAGAUUCAAGACCUUUGACUGCUGAAUCGGAAUUAUAACACUGCACUUUAAGAUAUAAUCAGGAUGGAGAAGGGUUGGAAAGUUUUCACCGCCCUUCACAACCCCAAAACAAUCAUGGGAAUGCAAAGUUAAGUCUACACUGUAGUGCAAUAGUUAAAACCUAGUGUAGCCCCCCACCCUCCUUUCUUUAUAGCAUUGGUGAGGAGCCUUUUUUUCUGAUGAGGGACCAUCGUUGUUUUUAUAAAGUCCCCGGAGGACUACACAAUAUUUAAAAACAUGCUCAACGAAAGGAUCAAACAAAUGUUUAUUAUUAGAAAUCACGAGCAUUUGUGAGUUGAAUCUUUCCUCUGAGGUUGUAUUUGAGAGACCAGAUAAAAUUGUCGUGUUUGGCCCACGGGCUGAAAGUUCUUCGGGGCUGCUUUGCAGAUUUAUAUGCAAUUCAAUCUGCACCUCUUGUGGCCUACGUUUUGAACAGGAGCUUGUCGCUAAAAUGAAGAUGCAGACAAACAUAAGAUUUGAACGGCAUGAAAAAUUCAGCUGUCAGUGAAGUAUUCAUUUCAUUCAUUUAUUCAUUCAUUUUCCGAACCGCUUGAUCCUCACUAGGGUCGCGAGGGGUGCUGGAGCCUAUCCCAGCCGUCUUCGGGCAGUAGGCGGGGAACACCCUGAACCGGUUGCCAGCCAAUCACACGGCACGCAGAGACGAACAACCAUGCUCACCUCGGGACAAUUUAGCGUGUUCAAUCAGCCUGCCAUGCAUGUUUUUGGAACGUGGGAGGAAACCGGAGUACCCGGUUCUCCCCAGGCCUGGGGAGAACAUGCAAACUCCAAACAGGGAGGCCGGAGCUGGAAUUGAGCCCGGUACCUCUGCACUGUGAAGUCGACGUGCUAACCACUGGACUACCGGGACGCCCGUAUUCAUUUCACAAUAUGUUUAUUAUUGUGGUUGUAGAGGUCAGUAACUGUAGUGUUUCUCUCAUAGAGCUAAAUAAGGAACCAAAAACCCCAAAAGUAUGUCGAGUCCAGUGCAGCUCUGAACCAAUUAAAACUACAAGCCCACUAUUUGAAAGCAAUCCUGUCAAAUGAUCACCUCAUACUUGCAUUCAUUUUCUUCCAUGAUUAUGCUCACUUACU
Messenger RNA from Hippocampus zosterae (dwarf seahorse), 2878 nucleotides. Its product is annotated as inward rectifier potassium channel 2-like. Gene Ontology annotation, biological process: regulation of monoatomic ion transmembrane transport; potassium ion import across plasma membrane. Gene Ontology annotation, molecular function: inward rectifier potassium channel activity. Gene Ontology annotation, cellular component: plasma membrane. The coding region runs from base 481 to 1785 and encodes 434 amino acids. NCBI's taxonomy places the organism in Eukaryota, Metazoa, Chordata, Actinopteri, Syngnathiformes, Syngnathidae. The transcript is spliced from 2 exons. The record is from RefSeq and is a predicted model, not a curated record.